This is a messenger RNA of Chaetomium fimeti, 1791 nucleotides long. Its product is annotated as velvet factor-domain-containing protein. Bases 193 to 1791 code for a protein of 532 amino acids. The record is from RefSeq and is a predicted model, not a curated record. The transcript has a single exon. Lineage: Eukaryota; Fungi; Ascomycota; Sordariomycetes; Sordariales; Chaetomiaceae.
GCGGUGAGACACUCUCGCGCCCGGCCCAGGACCCGGCUGCCGGAUUCGUGCCUGUGCUGCUGGAAGUGGCCGCCCAUUCUGUAAGGCUGCCCAGCUCUGGUUAAACCGACGGUCAAUUUCAAGCAACACAGACUGACCAGGAUUGCGAAGGACAGAGCCACAUCUGCCUGUCGUCUGUGGACCGCCCCCCAAAUGUCUGCAGCGGUCGAUUUUGCUCAUCACAACUUUGGCCGCCGUACCCAUUUAGAUGGUAUGGCUCAACAUCACAGCUAUCACGAGCCAUACGCUCCUGGGAACGGGCACUAUGGUCAAGAACAGCAGUUCCAGCACCCGCCCCAACCAAGACAGCUCCCGCGGCUGCCGCCCAUGGCCACUAUGAUUCCUACGGCGGCAUCAAAUCCUUCUCCGGUUCUUUCCAACGGCCGCGAUACCCCGUAUCAUGGCGGGCGAUCCAGCUACUACUCUGACUACGCAACCCCUUCACCGGUUGGGCAGACGCCACCACAGCUCCCUAUCCCAAACAGCGAUCCUCACCCGAUGUCGAAGCGGGCAGUGGAUCUCCGGCACUCGCCGACCCUCUCGUCAACAGCUAGUGACAGGUCAAACGAAGAAAUGGCUCAGGAGCUGCGCUUGAGGCAGAUGAGCAGCUUCCACGACGCCCACAGCCAGGGCCCAGUAUCACGUCAACCCAUCCACUACCCAUCACCGCGGUCAAGAGGAGGCUCUCUCCAGCACGACAUGGCCCUUCCGCCCGUACUGGCCAAAAUCCCCUCAGGAACCUCCUAUUCCUCCCCAUCAAUAAUACCCAACGGCCGGCCCCCGGCACCACAACUCCCGCGCAGCCCACCGAGCACGCAGCCAUCCACCUCACCGCGGCAAGAACCCAAAUCCAUGAGCAUAUCCAACCUCCUUAGCGGCGGCGGCGGCGGCAGCAACACCAACAGCAAUAGUAGCAGCAGCAGCAGCAGCGCCGCCGCCGCGGCCGCCACCGCCACCAACGGCAGCUCACCCAACGGCACGACCCCGCAACACCACCCGCUCCCCCCCUCCACCAGCAGCAGCAGCGCACCCCCGCGCACGCCCAGCUCGGAGCACCGCAUCACCGUGCGCCAGCAGCCCUCGGCGGCGCGCAGCUGCGGCUUCGGCGAGCGCGACCGGCGGGUGAUCGACCCGCCGCCGAUCGUGCAGCUCACCAUCCACGACGCGGCGCUCGGCAAGGACGAGGUGGCGCGGCGGCUGCGGCACCAGUUCUCGGUGGUGCACUGCAGCAUCUGGGACGACAAGGGCCAGCGCGACAUGAGCAGCAUGCCCGAGGACUUUCGCCAGCAGCGCCGCCUGAUGGGCACGCUGGUGGCGAGCCCGUUUGUGGGGCUGGAUGAGAAGGGGGAGGAGGGGUGUUUUUUCUGCUUUCCGGAUUUGAGUUGUCGGACGCCGGGGGUGUUUAGGUUGAAGUUUGCGCUGGUGGUGCUGGAUCCGGCGAGGAUGUGUUCUGGGGAUCGCUCGGCGAUCGUGGCGACCGCGAUGAGUGAGAGCUUUCAGGUGUAUAAUGCGAAGGACUUUCCGGGGAUGCAGGCCAGUACGCUGUUGACGAAGCGGUUGAAGGAGCAGGGGUGUUUGAUUAGUAUCAAGAAGGGGAAUGAGAAGAGGGAGGUUGGUGGCGCUGGGGGCAGUGGGAGGGGAGAAGAAGAUGAGGAUGAUGAGGAUGGGGAGGGGGAGGAGGGUGACCGGGUUGGUGAGCUCGGCGGUGGCGGGGAGGGGAAGGGGAGGGGGCGGAAGAGGGUCAAGAGGUAG